GGCAGAGCCGCCAUUGAGGGAAUCUCUUUUGAGAAGGGAGGAGGCAGGCAAGUGAGAUUUGGCCUAAUGGAGACAAGAGAGCUUUGUUUGUCUUUCUCCCUCUCAUGCUGGCAGCUGAAAUCAUCCAGUUUCACAAAACACACACCCAUCUUGCCAUCCAGUGUUUUGAACUUUCAAGCAAAUAAGGAACUGGGAACUAGGAACCAACUUCAGCGUCGUCUUUUUGUGUGUGUGUAUGGACGAUUUUUUUAAGCACCUUCUGAAAUUUACUGUGUAGUUGAAUCAGCACAAAAUACAAAGUGACAGGGCAGCAGCCAAAGAGCAGAGAAAACAGCACCUUACAAUUCGCUGGUGGCCAAUCAUCAAUCGCAGUUGAGACGUCAUUCAUUGGCUAAAAACCUGAAGGAGUGGCGACCUGGAGAAGCAGGCUCGCUCAUUUUGCCAAAAUUGCAGGGGUGCACCCCCUCACAUUUGGGUAUUAACUCUAGGUCAGGUAGAAAGUUGCCUUUCUUUAAAAAAAAGAAAAGGUAAGAGUCUGGACCCCCUGCUGGCUCGCUAGAAACGUACCCUUUCUUACCCCUGUCCGCGGCACUGGUUACGUUAAGAGUUCAGGGCUGAGCGGGGGACGGAAGUCUAUUUAAAACCGAGCACAUCGCGUCUGGCAGUGGCAGUUGUUACGAUGACCGUCUCUGAGGCGCUGGAGAGCCGUCGGGUCUUGACGGGGCGCGCUUCCUUCGUCGUCUGCUGCAGUCUGGUACUGACGGCUGGCGCCCUGAUCGUCUCGCUAGCGGUACUAGCCGUGAUUCUGACGAGGCACCAGGAGCAGCUGCCGGGGCAAGAUAAGCAACAGCAGCGUUCGCCGGCGCCACCGAUUCCUCAUCCCCAGAUUUAUGCUCACCUGGUGCUUAAACUUCAUAAAAGCUCACGCAUAGCAAAUAGGACACUGGACUGGUGGAAUGAUACUGAAGGAGUACUCCUCGGCCGAGGAUUUGAAUCCAGCCAUCAAAGGCUAGGGAUUAAGCACAAUGGCCUGUACUACAUAUAUGCCCAGAUUACUGCUAUACAUCAGCUCCCCAACAUUAACGAGGAGGUGAAUGUAAGCCUCAUCAUCAAUCAUCAUCCUGCCACAAGGUCUGCUCCUUCCCCUAUUCUGACUCUCCCUUUGCAUCUGUCUCCCACUUUGAAUACAACAGUUGCAGCAUUCAUGGCCGUCUCAUCAUAUCGACUGGCAAAUAAUGAUAAACUCUCCGUGGAAUUAAUAUCAAGCAGCUCAGUUAAUAAUAGCUGGUUCCUUCAUGACAGUGCUAACUUCUUUGGUCUCUACCAGAUCCCUGAGAAGCCUAGUUCAAAAGUAAUGGGGAUUAAUUGCUUUCCUGUUAUGCAUGGAAUGGAGCGAAAGCAGUAAAUAACUUUCGGACAAUGCUUGAGACAGUUCCUCUGGCUCAAAAUUCACAGCUGUAUCUACUUGGAGACUCUUGCAGCUGAAGUAUCUUGGGUGAAAUAGGACCAGAACUUCAAUGUGAAACAUGAUAUUAAAGUGUUGUACAUGGAUCUGUGUGGAAACUGGGCUAAAGUGAAUAAUUGAUAUAUGUCAUGCUUAUUUUGCACUGUGAGCCAAUCUUUGUAUGUGAUUGGAAAGCAAACUGGGCAGGCUGAUCAGCUAGAGCUGGUUUGGGGUAUCUGCCUCAGAGAAUGAAGUUGGGCUUGAUGACCUUUGAAGAUCCUUCCACUCUUAUGUUGUAUAUCUAAAUUCACUAAUAGGCAAAAAACCUUGCGGUUUAAGAAUGUACCUAUAGCCAACAAAUAUUUCUAUCAAACUUUAAAAAGCACGGAAAUUGGGCAGCUAUAGUGAAUGCACCAGGGGAGCAGGAGACCUGACCUCCUCUCUGAGAUACUGUACUGCCCUACAAAUUUGUCAAAAUGCAAACACAAUUUGGAUUGGUCUUUCACAGUUCAACAUCAUCCAGUUAGCAGCCCAGAUCUCUGCUUGGAUGAAUGACAAAAGUGUGUAUGAAUCUUCAAAAGUAGUAAGGGAGCAUAUUGGUGAUUUGCUUCCUUUUCCUCUCUGCAAACACAAUACUGUACCAACAAAGUAUCUAGCACUAAGUAAUAGCCCAGAUCUUGGCUAGAAUGUUAUUUGAAAUGAAAAACUAAUUUAUAUUUUAAGUAAUUUAUUGUUAUAACAUUGUAUUUUAUUGACAUAAUAUUUAAACUUUGCAUUGUAUUUAAUAGAUUUAUUUUGCAUUGUAUCACUUUCUAUGUGAAAGUCCACAUAUACAGAAAAUGAAUUGCCAAGACUAUGUCUAAAAGAAAGUAUGGCCAAUGAUGUAUGUAUUUCCAAGGAACAUGCUGUUCUCCAGACAGUAGUCUGCAGACUAGAAAGGCUCAGCAAUCAAAGGAAGUUGGUGUCACAGGGCACAGAGUACAUGCAUUCAGGCACAGCAAUAUAUGUUACAUAUUACAUCAAAAAUCCAAAGGAGAUCCAGCAAUAAAGU
Molecule: messenger RNA, 2495 nt
Organism: Rhineura floridana
Lineage: Eukaryota; Metazoa; Chordata; Lepidosauria; Squamata; Rhineuridae
Exons: 4
Coding region: 680-1405 (241 amino acids)
Biological process (GO): positive regulation of cytotoxic T cell differentiation; positive regulation of activated T cell proliferation; immune response
Cellular component (GO): plasma membrane
Molecular function (GO): tumor necrosis factor receptor binding
Source: RefSeq, a predicted model, not a curated record